Messenger RNA from Melanaphis sacchari, 1638 nucleotides. It is a transcript of the gene Orc4, whose product is annotated as origin recognition complex subunit 4. NCBI's taxonomy places the organism in Eukaryota, Metazoa, Arthropoda, Insecta, Hemiptera, Aphididae. The transcript is spliced from 8 exons. The coding region runs from base 266 to 1513 and encodes 415 amino acids. Gene Ontology annotation, cellular component: nuclear origin of replication recognition complex; nucleus. Gene Ontology annotation, molecular function: ATP binding; DNA replication origin binding; ATP hydrolysis activity. The record is from RefSeq and is a predicted model, not a curated record. Gene Ontology annotation, biological process: DNA replication; DNA replication initiation.
CAUUCACUCACUAUUUUUUAUAGUCGCUCUUGCUCUUUUGAUUAAGAUUUUUUAUUCGUUGUUAGUUGUUCGUCGAUUUUUGUUGAGUAGCAUAACAAAUAAACAAUAAACAUUUAUCUUUUAUGAUGUUGAAUUAAAAAUACAAUACAAUGUAUAUUUUAUAAUUUACUAAAUCUCUCAUAAGAAUCAUACUUUUCAGUACAUUCGUAUUCUUUUGUUCUUUAUAAAAAUAGAAAACUAAGGUUCAGACAAAAAAUCAAUUAUCAUGGGAUUUGAUUUUGGUAUUUGUAUUCAAAAUAUAAAAAAAAAACUUAUUUUGAAUGACCAACUUUAUGGAUUUGACAAAGAACAAAAUGAACUUUUAAAUAUUAUUAAAAAAACUACCGAUUUUGGAGAAAGUGACUCAGUCAUUAUACUUGGAACCCGUGGAUGUGGAAAGUCAAUGCUAAUGGAAUCAGUAAUAAAGUCUCUUUCACCUGAAUCUCAUACACUAGUAUUAUUAAAUGGUCUCAUUCAUACUGAUGAUAAUUUAGCUCUUAAAAGUAUAAUACAACAACUCCAGAUGGAAAAUUUGGAUGGAUCUUUUGCUCGGGGAUCUUAUGCUGAUAAUAUAAGUUUUUUAUUGGAGAGCUUUCAAACAGGAAACAAAAAUGCUUCAAAAUCAAUUAUUAUGGUAUUAGAUAAAUUUGAUAUGUUUUGUUCUCAUCCUAAUCAAACAUUGUUGUAUAAUUUGUUUGAUUCUGUUCAAUCUCAACAAAACCCAUUGUGUAUUAUUGGUUUAACAUCGCGAAUUGAUGUUAUCGAAUUACUUGAAAAACGAGUUAAAUCUAGAUUUUCACAUAAUUUAAUGAUGUUGAAACCUCCAUCAGAAGCUAGUCAACUAUUAGAAAGGUUUAAACAUUUUCUUAAAAUUAGUAAACACUGCAAACUAAAGGCUGAUGUUUUGAAAACUUGGAAUAAUAAUAUUGAUUUAUUAAUAUCAGAUAUAAGAAUAGAAAAUUUAAUCAAGGAUCUAUUUAAAUCAGACAACAAUAAUACAAAAUUAAAUUUGCUCAUUUUUAUGGCAAUUUCAAAUUUAUCAAAAGACGAAAUGUUAACUGUUGAAAAUUUCACAAAUAGCUACUCUACAUUAUUUAAAAAAGAUAUAACUCUUGUAAAUUUGUUAGGACUAUCAAAUCUUGAAUUUUGUUUAAUGAUUUCAAUUUGCCAUCACUCAAAAAUCUAUGAUCAAGAACCAUUUAAUUUUGAAAUGAUUUAUGAUCGAUACAAUAAAUUUGCAUUACGAAAUUCAACAUUACUUGUUACAAAAAGACAAGUUGUUAUAAAAGCUUUUGAAAGAAUAUCAGUAAUGCAAUUAAUACUACCUGUAGCAGCUACAGAGAAUAAAAAUGUUUUAAAAGAAUAUCGUCUAUACAAGUGUUCUGUCAACCUGGAUAAAGUGAAGACAGCUUCUAAUAUGUUUUACAGACUACCUCCAGUCAUAUUACAAUGGAUAGAUAGUAAUAUAAUUUAAAUUGCUGUAUAAUUUUCAUUUUAUUUAUAAUAUUUAAUCACUAAUAUGUGUACUAUGCUGCUCAGUAUGUGUGUUUUUACAAUAAAAUAUGAUAUUUUAUUUAUUAUAAUUUUGUAUAUUCUUAC